This is a messenger RNA of Paramecium primaurelia, 1229 nucleotides long. NCBI's taxonomy places the organism in Eukaryota, Ciliophora, Oligohymenophorea, Peniculida, Parameciidae. The record is from the annotation of a GenBank genome assembly.
AUGAUGUUAGAAAUUCCAAUGCUUAAAAAAUUGAAUACUAAAAUAGAACCAAAUUUUGAUUGCAGUAGUUCUAAACUUUAUGACAAAGGAGAAAACAUCUAUAUUCCAUUAGAUGGGAAACUCACAACAGAUUAAUUUGUAUUUCUACCAAAUUAAGCAUUUACAUAAAUGGGUCUCUGUUAGUAAAUUCUCUAUGCAUUAAAAAAAGAAAGCUAUAAUCAUAGAGUAUUAAUUAUUAAAGUGAAUAACAUAUGGCCACAUCUAGAUUAUGAAAUUAAGGAAGAUCUCAAAUAUUUACAACUGAUAACUUAAAACAAACUCUUAAACAAAUACUCUACACUACCAACAUUUCUAUUCUAAUAUUUAGAUAGGAUUAUAGUUAUGCAUAAAUAGGUUGUAAAUAUAGAGAAUACAAUUGUAUUUAUAGCUGAUGGUAUCAUGUUUCAGAAUGGAAGACAAGUGAUACAUCAUUUUGAAGGGGAGGCUGUUGCAAUUACUGAAUGUAGAUUAUAUGGCUUAAAAAAAUCAAGUAUAUAGAAUAUGAAUAUAAGGAUAUUCAAAAUUUGACUUUAUUUGGUGAGUGUGAUGUCAAAUUAACUCUACAUAAUCAAGAAUUAAUGUUGAAAUCAGCAGUCCUAUAAUUUGAUUCUCCUAAAUAUGCUUAACAAAGUGUUAUCAAGGAUAUUAAAACUAUUAAAGAGUUAAUAAAAGGAGAAGAUUAUUUGUAAUUAAGAUAAAAAUUAAAUGAAGUAUUUGGUAAGAAAAUAAGUGAUUAAUAAUAAUAAAUUACUAUCUAAUAGAUUUAAUAAUAAUAACAAUAAUUCUAGUAGAAUAGUGUAAGAUAGAGAACAUCUAGUAAUUAAGAUGAUUAAUUAAAAAAAUAAAUCUUUCGUAGAAUUUAUGUUGCAAGAGAAAUAGACAAAACUUAAAAAGAAUAACCUUCACUUGGAGAAAUAAAAAAAAUUAAUUAUACUCCUUUGCGUAAUAGAUAAUCUCGUGUGAAGAUGAACAGUUCUAAUAUUAGAUAAAAGACUAUAGAAAAUUAAUCAUAAAAUUAGUAAUCUUCUGUUUAAUAAUAAUGUUUACCUAUUAUUAAAAGUUUUGUUAAUAUGGAAGAAUAUCAAUAACAAUAAUAGUAAAUGAAGAAAAAGAAAGAUCAAUAUAGAAAGAAACAUAUUUAAAAUAAGUUUAUUGAAUUUGAUAAAAUUUUGAAUUAGUUAAUAAAAUGA